Haliotis rufescens (red abalone) is the source of this 4723-nucleotide messenger RNA. RefSeq names its product early endosome antigen 1-like. Gene Ontology annotation, biological process: cell division; regulation of attachment of spindle microtubules to kinetochore. NCBI's taxonomy places the organism in Eukaryota, Metazoa, Mollusca, Gastropoda, Lepetellida, Haliotidae. The coding region runs from base 189 to 4376 and encodes 1395 amino acids. The record is from RefSeq and is a predicted model, not a curated record. The transcript has 23 exons.
UUUGCUAGUACUACCUGCGAAAUUGUAAAUUUGUACAGAUCCACGUUUUCUAUUCGAAACUCAUUCUUCAGCAAUGACUUGCUACUGUUCACCUUAACCACUGAAGUCCGAUGCUGGUUUUUGCACCGACAUUGACAAGCUUCGACACAAUGUUUCCCAGAACUUGAAUCAUUGAUGAUUCUACAAGAAUGGACCACUUCAGUUUUGCAAGUAUCCUGCAUGAUAAGGAAAAUACUCAAACGAAAAAGAUACUGAGAGAAUCACAGACAAGGGUGAACAGCCCUGGGCGGACACCUCUUGGGAAUGUCCGAAACAAACUGCCAACUACCAGCUAUGCCUUCAACAUUAGGAAAACACUGUAUGGAACUCCAACAUCUUCAACAAAACGGAAAUCUCCUCUCAGUUGUGUCAGCUCGAAGACAGUUCCUGUUUUGUCCGUCUCCAAGGACAUCACUACCAAGCCACAGUCUACACUGAAACAACAUGCACAAGGACAGAGUGACAAGAAAAAAGUGGUACGAUUCAAUCUGAAGAAGGAACUAUAUAGUCCGGUACCGCCGACAAACACGACUGCAGAUGUUGCCAGCAACAAAGUGGACGAUGCAGAAGAUAAGUUGGACAAAGAGAUUGAGGGCUUCGUUUCCUCCAUACUCAAACACACAGUCGAUGAAAUCAGAAAGGAAUAUCAGACUCCUUCCAUAAAUGUUAUUCCACCGACACCAAGUCCCACCAUCAUCCUACAUGAAGACACACCUGAAACUGCUGAACACCUGGCAAAACGGUUCAAGAUUGAAUAUGUAGAAACUGACAAGUCCCCUGUUAAUGGAUGCCUCUCUCAGUUCAAGCCAGGGGAAGAGGAAUCAAAAACUUUGUCUACUUCUACUUCUGAUUUCAAGAUGAAAUCCAAGAUACCUGUCAGUUCCUCUCCACAGAGUGACCACAUGCGGAAUAAAAGUCCUCCAAAGUACCCCCGGACACCGCGGAUCCAGUACAGGAAGCAGCAAACAUCUCCAAAUAAGGUGUCUCAGGAAUGCAAACAAGCUCUUGAAGAAAUUGAAGUUAGUAUUGAUAAGCAGUCUGUAGAGUAUCACUCUCCAACUGUCUUGUCGAAAUGUAAUACAUCGCAAUCAAAACGACGAGGUUUAAGCAUCAGUGUUGUGAAGACGGUAUCAGUAUCCCCCGUCCAACAAAAUGUGGAGAAAGCCUGUUCACCUAUCCUGCCAAGCACAACCACCACUGAAACUAACACUGAUACUAAACCUGUUUCUGUAGAUGCUUCAAUGACCACUGACUGUUAUACUCCUGUUAAAUCUGACCAGCAUGUCCAGGUGAAACCAGAAUCUAUGUCUGUUGCCUUGUCCCCAUUCAGCUUCGCUGGGGCCGCUGAUGCGGCUGAACAAGAAACUUGUGACACUUCGACGAUGACUGAUGUCGUUAGUUUCACCAAUCAGGGCGUGAUGGUGAAACCCGCAUCUGUUGAUCAGAUGACGAUGACUGAUUUUGCAUGUACGAAGACAAGCGAAACAUCGAUGACACCUGUGAAAACUUUGUCUAAAGCAGGCAAAAGACUGACAGCUGAAGAAGUAAGGAGACAGCACCCAAGGGCUAUAGCUAACCAGCUAGACACAACCCUCGUCUGCAAUGAGAGACUUAAGAGUGACUUGAAGGGGGCAGAGAAGGAGCGGGACAGACUCAAGUGUAUCGUCAAGGAUCUGAGGGCUUCCCUGUCUACCAAACACAAACUCAUAGAAGAACUGGAAGCACAGAAGGAAAACGAAAAGACUGAACUAGAGCAAAUGCACUUUGAAGUUGUGAGGGACUUCCAGACCAAAAUAGAGGAGAAAGACCAUCACUUGAUGAGCCUGGAGCGGGAGGUGAUGGACCUCAAGUCCCUGGUGGUGGAGUCUGAGCAGGAGUACCAGAGUUUCAAGACCAGCCUAGAGAGUCAGUGUCAGGAGCUUCAGUUGCGUCUGGAGAGUCAGGAGCGCGAGCACCUCAAGCAGGUUCAAGAAAUGAAAACAGAUUUUCAAAAUAAUAACUACAAGGACCAGUUUGAGCGCUCUCAGCAGAUGAUCCGAGAGCUGCAGGCACAGCUGGAUGAGUUUGCUGACAUCAUGGAGGACUUGGAGGUGACGGAGCAACUUCAGGGAGAGGUCCACUCAACUAUCAGUGAGACACAUAAGAAACUGAGACAUGUUGGGGUGAAAAAUGCUGAGAUGAGGAAGAAACUCAUCACUGAGUAUGUGACGAUGCAGAAGCUGAAGAAAGAGCUGGUCACAGAGGUGGAGACACACAAACUGGAGAAUCUGACGCUGAGAGAAGAGUGUGAGAGCCUCGUCACCUCCCUCGAGAUGUCACACGACAGCAUUGCACAGUUGCAGUCUCUCUACACCAGCACAUCAUCGGAUCUCCUUCAAGCAACGUCUCAUGUUUGUCAACUCAACAGUGAACUGGCUGGCGCUAGGAAAGGUAGUGAUUCUCUGCAGGACUUUGUGUUGACCAAGGACCUGCUUGUACAACAUCUGUCUGAACAGAAGGACCAGCAGGAGGACUUGACCCGCCAGCUGGACACCCUCAGUACUCAGCAUACACAGCAGGCUCACGAUCUCCUGGAGGAACAGAAGCGGAGUCAGGACUGGGAACGAUUGGCUCUGGAGGCGAAGGCUGCUUUGAUUGAAAAGUCUUCUGAGUACGAGCUGGAGAUCACAAACCUACAGAGAACCCUGGACUAUCGGGAUCAUGAUAUUGACAUCCUGGAGAAGGAUCUGUACGAGUACAGGGAGAUCAUUCUUGAACAACGCUACCAGGUUGGACAGGUGGAAACAGAAUUUGCAGCCUUCAAGGAGAGUGUCCACAUCCAGAAGCUGGACCAGGCAGAACUCAAGGCUCUGCAGGACAACGCCGAGUUCCUGGAGGCUGAGAGAGGCAUGCUGAUUGACACGCUGCGAGACUCGGAGGAGAAGAUCCGCUCCACGUUCCUGCAGUUGAACCAGCAGCAGAAGACCCUAGCCGACACACAGGUCCAGUUCCUUCAGUACCAGACCACCAUACAGGGUCUAGAAGAGGACCUGUCAAGGACCAGACUUGAGCUGGACAGAACCCGGCGGGAGUUGCAGAUGAUGAUGUUACAGCAGCGGGGGGAGCUGCGUGAGUGUGGGGAGGCAGUGAUGGGGCUGGAGGAGAGGAUGUGCACCAUCCUAGGGGUCCUCAGGAAGAAGGUGGGCGUGGAGACAGAAGAAGACAGAAUAGAUGCUCCAGCACAUUGUAACGUUUCCUCCGAGUCUCUUGUGUCUAAGGUGCUCCAUGCUGUCAACUCAUCUGUAGACACAUCACAGGCGACGGAUGCCUCAUUCAGCUGGAGCAAGUCCCGACCUCCAAGUCAAGAAGCCAGUCCCAGUGUGGAGGGGACGUCUCAUACCGGAUCUUCCACCGACAGUGGAUAUAUCAACUCCUUCACUAGUCCUGGAGAGGCAAGCAGGGCCAAGUUAGGCUUUUCACAAGCUAGUGCCUUCGUCCCAGUGAAGAGUUUACCCAAAUCAGAAGCCAAUGAAGAUGCAGAUAGAAUAGAGAUGCUAGAUGAUGGAGAAAAUCAAGGGUCCAUUGUCAGACAGAUCACAGGUCUCAGUGAGGUUCUGUCCGAGAUUGUCAGCAUGGCAAAUAUUUUGGAGAAAGCUUCCGAGUUGUCUCUUCAGGAUCUCAAGGGAGACAACUGUCUGCUGCGGGAGAAGGUGUGUAGUUUGGAGGGCGAGGCGUGGAGACUGCAGCAGGACCGUGGCGCCAAGACGGAGGAGCUGACCGAGGCCAACACGCUGGUGGAGGAACUGAAGGACAGGAUCAGGGACAUGGGGGAUCGAAUCAUCUCACUCUCAGACUACCAGUUUGAAAAUAAGAGGAUGCAUCAAGAGGUGAUGCAGCUGUUGGGGGAUGUGAAACGGCUGGAGGGGGAGAAGGAAAUCCUGGAGGAGCAGCUGGCAAACCCGACCCCACACCAUCCUGGCCUCACCGACACCCCCGGGCACACCAUGCAGGGACAGGUGAUCUCACUCAAGAAAAAGAAUCAGCAGCUUUUAAUCCAGUUGAACGAUGAGAGAGAUCGUUACCAGGAAAUGGGGAGCAAGGCAGCUCGCAAAAUGAAGAUCCUUGAAGACAACUGGAAGAAAGCAGAAGCUGAGGUGUUUCGGUUUGAUGAAUUGGUGGACGCAAUACAGAAGAUUUUGGAUGACAAUUGCGAAUUCAUCUCCCGGAACCCUGAGCUGCUUCAUCUGAUGAAGGUCAUCAAAGGGGAGGAUACCAUCCAUGCCUGGCAUCAUCAGGAGGGUGCCUCACUCACAGGACCCGUUCUGAGACCAUCACUUCCCAAAAUGCCAAAGUUUUAAUUCCUAGUGCUAACCUUGCUUUUUGGCAUACUCUGUAUAUAUAUAUAUAAAAAUCUAAGGAACUCACUGUUUGUAACCAAAAUUUGUAACCAAAAAAGUAGGUUUUAACUUUUUUUUCAAAUCUUGUGAUAAAUUCGUCAGGGACAAUUAGAUACUUACAUAUCUAUGCUUUGAUGAAAAGGUCAUGUUGGAAACUUGCAUAUAUACAAGCAACUGUUAAAUAUAUUGUUCCCUUUUUUUAAAUUUUAAAAUCCAAAAAAAUCUUUAUUCCACUAGAAACAUGUAAAUAUAUGAUUAUCACAGUGAUUAAGACCAUAAGACUAUGAAAAUAAAUAUUAAUUCUGUGG